AGUCACCCUGAGCGACUGGCAAUCCCAUAUGGACACGAGGCUUGGUUCUGGCAUAUCCAUAAUAGGCAUAAGAUUGAAUUUCCUUGUUUUCUUCAUCGUCAUGGUGACGCCCACGUUUUUAGUGACAGUAUUACCAUACCCACCAAUAAAACAAACGCCGAACACUCAAGGUUAAGGAAUAAUCACACGUGAUAUGCCGGCGGCAAUGCGUAUAAAAAUCCGCGUUUGGUGACCAGGGACUCAUUCGCAAACUAGCAGCUCAACGACAACGGUGAAGACAAGACAAAAAGAUAUAUUUAAAGAUUUAUUUCAAACUGAUAAAGAAAAUGAAAAACAUUGUAUUUUUAUUGGUUGCUUUCCUUGGAAUUUUAUGCAAUUUCAGCGGAACUGAAGCUUGUGGUGGUUGGUCAAGAAAAAUAAGAGGCAGAAAUCCUAAGAUUGUCGUAACGACGAAAAAACCAACAGAGAUGACCACUGAAGCCAUGACCAAAUUGACGGAAGCAACAAGACCCAGUGAACCCGAGGUAACUACACCAAAGGCACCCACCGAAAGGGAAAUCCCAACCGAACCCGAGGUAACUACACCAAAGGCACCCACCGAAAGGGAAAUCCCAACCGAACCCGAGGUAACUACACCAAAGGCACCCACCGAAAGGGAAAUCUCAACUGAACCAAAGGUAACUACACCAAAGGCACCCACCGAAAGGGAAAUCUCAACCGAACCAGAGGUAACUACACGAAAGGCUACCACCAAAGCCGUAAUGGCAACUGAACCCAAAGCCGUGGAACCAGACGCCAAUAUCAUCGAGCCAUUAACACGCCCGACGUCAGUUCACAAGUUCUUCAAACAGUCAGCAUUUGUGAAAAGCACUAAAGAUGAGAGAACGUGCAGUGAUGUUAAAGGAGAAUGCAAAGUAGACUGUGACGUUCAGACGGAGUACGUGCAGGGAUCAUUUCAAUGCCCCGUACGAGCACCACUUUGUUGUGGUAAGAGAUAACCACUCAUAACCUUGAACUCGUAAAAAUGUGUGCAGUGCAUGUGAUGUAAUGAGAACUGAAGCGAUAUCGAUAAAUGCGAGUCGACGAAUGACAUAACUGUAACGAAAUUAAAUGAUUCGCUUUAAAACCUUGUCUCCUCACCUGGGCCUGGGGUCGGUUGUAUGAAGAUGCUAAUGACAUGUGUUAAAUCGUAGUUGACUUUAAAAUAUUCGAUUCUUAUUGGCUAAUUCUGCCACUAACUAUAUAGUUAAAAUAGUUAUCUCUUCAUACAACAGGCCAUUGCUUACAUUACCUCUACGAUCAGACGGAUUUGCAUGCAAAACACAAAAAAAUUCUUUUUCAUCAUCUAGCUACAAUCAUACAAACAAACUGGGGCAAGCUGUAAAAACGUUGUUAAUAAGAUUAAGUGUAGUGUACUUAACUCAUUGGAGGGAAGGUAGGGUCCCAGUGUAAAUGAACGCGGGGUCGAAAUUUAUGUCAAUUUAUUGUAUGGUCUAUGGAUGACAAAAAUUACUAUAUUAAACGCCAUAAAAAUAUUGUCCAGUUUCCAUGACAUGUACUCCAGUCAGUAAAUUAAAGUGCAUGACAAUAAUGAGAAAUUAAUCUGUAAUAAACUAUAUGAAAUUAAAAUUAAAAUAAAUUGUAUUGAACGAAGUGGAUUAAUAUCAGUGAUAGCGGCUAAUGGUUGACCCUUUUGAAGUGGUUAUAUAUGUCGAGAAAUGACGUGUGUUGAUGCAUGUAUGCAUAUUGGACCAACCGCGAUAUUUUUAUAAAUGUUGAUUGCCAAGUUACUUGAUUUUACUGUCGAUAAAGCGUGUGAUUGCCAAUAAAGCGUUUGCAAUGCUUUGGCUACGAUAUGUUUGUCUUAUCCUGAAAUAAGAUAACUUUGUUAAGUCUUUGAAUAAAUUUGUAAGAGGAUUUCACAAGAGCUGGGAGGUUUUUGGUUAUUGUUACUAUUCUUUGUUUGCUAUUCCUAUCACGUGACUGUUCCCCACAAAUGACGGCAAUCAAACAACCUCGGGGCGUUUCUCUUCCUUUAGUGGCAACCGAAGUACGAUAAACUGUGAAGCAAUCCAUAUUUUUGAGCUGAAAAUGUCACUACACUCCACCAAAACACUACAACAUCGAUUUCCUGUCCUAUCCUCCCGUCAACUUAA
Molecule: messenger RNA, 2156 nt
Organism: Dendronephthya gigantea
Lineage: Eukaryota; Metazoa; Cnidaria; Anthozoa; Malacalcyonacea; Nephtheidae
Product: proteoglycan 4-like
Exons: 2
Coding region: 327-998 (223 amino acids)
Source: RefSeq, a predicted model, not a curated record